UAGUCAGCAGUCAUUGGGGCUGAGCGUGUCUUCAUGGCGGAGUGACGACAACUUCAAGCCCGCGUGUUGACUCGGACAUUACGCGAAGGGGGCGACGCGACGCGGGACGUGACCGACCGACCGACUUCUUUCCCCACGUCCUUUACGCCUUCUUAGGACGGCGGCUCGUGGAAUUCCUCCAGGCCGACAGGAAGCAGGCGAGUGGGGCUGCGAGGGCUGCGAGGGCUGCGAGGGCUGCCUCGUCGACUAAACUAUGUUGGCUUGGAUGAAUUAUUGACCACCACUGGGGUCCGAGCUUCGCCCCUGGCAGCGGGGCGACAAGUAACAUUUAGCUGCUGUGUGCUGCUCAUGUUGGGGGAGGAGAAGUUAGAGAGCGACCCCCUCCACCGACCCUUUUUUAUGACUGCCUCCAUUUUCCCUGCUAGCUCAUCAGGAGUUAUGUACAAAUCAUCAAUCUACCUCAAGCAAGUGGCCUCCACCUCCACUGGAAGGUGCUGAUGCUCCAAGCAAGUGACCUCCACCUCCACCUCCACUGUAAGGUGCUGAUGCUCCAAGCAAGUGACCUCCACACAGGUGUGUCCACCUCCACUGUAAGGUGCUGAUGCUCCAAGCAAGUGGCCUCCACACAGGUGUGUCCACCUCCACUGUAAGGCGUUUGUGCUGACACCGCAGAUGGCUUCCUUCCCGGACUCGGACCUGCAGACGUGUCCCCUCUGCAAGGAGCUGUGCGGCUCCUCCGCUCCCAUUUCCUCCAGCUCCUCCACCUCCUCCUCCUCCUCGCACACCUCCUCCUCCAGCCAGACCAGCAGGAGACUCCACGUCCUGCCGUGCCUCCACGUCUUCUGCAGGCAGUGCCUGGAGGGCCAGCGUUGCCCCGGCGACCCCCUCAAGCUGCGCUGCCCCACCUGCGACCAGAAGGCGUCCAUCUCCGAGGCCGGGGUGGACUCCCUGCCUUCCUCCAACUUCCUCUUCAGCAACCUGUUGGACGUGGUGGUGAACACGGAGGAGCAGAUCCAGAACAAGAACGGCCACCACCAUAAUGUGGGCUUAGGCUCCUCUGGCUUCCAUCACACCCCCGGAGGCCUCCUGCACCCUCACCUCAUGGGAGAGCCUCAGUGCAGCUCCUGCGACGAGGAGAACCUGGCCACCUCCCACUGCCUGGACUGCCAGGAGUACCUGUGCGACAACUGUGUGCGUGCCCACCAGCGGGUCAGGCUGACCAAGGACCACUUCAUGGAGAGACUAGGAGACAACCUCCACUUGAGCCGAGUCAACAGCAACCCCAGCCAGUCGGUGUCGCUCGCUCAGUCCCUGCAGAACAACUUUGCACUGCUGUCCCUCUUCCAGGAUCACAUGAACUUCUGCCAACACCACGACAACCAGGUGUUCCUCUUCUUCUGCGAGAGCUGCGCCAUGCCCAUCUGCAGGGAGUGCAGCAUGGGCCGUCACCUGGGCCACACCUUUGUUUACCUCCAAGAUGCCGUGCAGGACUGCAGGGCCGUCACCAUCCAGCUGCUGGCAGACGCACAGAAGGGACGACAGGCCGUGCAGCUGAGCAUGGAGAAGGUCCAGGCCAUGGCGGAGCAGGUGGAGAUGAAGGCUAAGGUGGUGCAGAGCGAGGUGAAGGCCCUGGUCCUCAGACACAAGAAAGCACUGGAGGAGAGAGAGUGUCAACUACUGUGGAAGUUGGAGAAGAUCCGGCAGGUGAAGGCCAAGUCGCUGUAUCUUCAGGUGGAGAAACUGCACCAGAGUCUCAGCAAGUUGGACAGCACCAUCGCCGCCGUCAGCCAGGUUCUGGACGAGGGACGCCACAUCGACGUGCUGCUGGCGCGGGAGAGAAUGCUGACUCAGAUCCAUGAGCUGAAGGCCCUGAGGGCCCUGAUGCAGCCGCAGGAGGACGACCGCUUCAUGUUCACACCUCCGGACCAGGCGCUCUACAUAGCCAUCCAGUCCAUGGGCCUGAUCAGCAGUGGCGCCUUCGCCCCGGUCACCAAAGCCCACGGCGACGGUCUGAAAAGUGCGCUUCAGGGCAAGCACGCCUCCUUUACUGUGAUGGGAUACGACCACGACGGGGAGCCGCGUCUGUCCGGCGGUGACGUCGUGUCCGCCGUCGUCAUGUCCGUCUCCGACAGCACCGUGUCCACCGUCGACAUCAGCGACCACCACAACGGCUCGUACACCGUCAGCUACGUGGCCAAAUGUGAGGGCGAGCACCUGGUGUCCGUGCUGGUGUGCAACCAGCACAUCCAGGGCAGCCCCUUCAAGGUGUUUGUCAAGUCAGGACGCAGCUACGGAUCCCUCGGCGCACAGGUGUCCUCCUUCGGCGCCGAGGGCGAAGGCGACGGUCAGCUGUGUCGUCCCUGGGGAAUCAGCGUGGACAAGGAGGGUUAUGUGGUGGUGGCGGACCGCAGCAACAACCGCAUACAGAUAUUCAAGCCCUGUGGCGCAUUCCACUACAAGUUUGGCUCGCUGGGGUCCCGACCGGGUCAGUUUGACCGCCCGGCCGGGGUGGCAUGUGACAGCCAGAGACGAGUCAUUGUGGCCGACAAGGACAAUCACCGUGUGCAGGUGUUUACGUUUGAGGGCCAGUUCCUUCUAAAGUUUGGGGAGAAGGGGACCAAGAACGGGCAGUUCAACUACCCCUGGGACGUGGCUGUCAACUCUGAGGGUAAGAUCUUGGUCUCAGACACCAGGAACCACCGCGUGCAGCUCUUUUCCCCCGACGGCUCUUUCCUCAACAAGUACGGCUUUGAGGGGGCUCUGUGGAAACACUUUGACUCCCCGAGAGGCGUGGCCUUCAACCACGAGGACCACCUGGUGGUGACCGACUUCAACAACCACCGGCUCCUGGUCAUCCGGCCGGACUGCCAAUCGGCUCGCUUUCUGGGCUCCGAGGGCAUUGGUAACGGUCAGUUCCUGAGGCCUCAGGGCGUGGCUGUGGACCAGGAGAACCGCAUCAUUGUGGCAGACUCGCGCAAUCACCGCGUGCAAGUCUUUGAGCCCAAUGGCAACUUUUUAUGCAAAUCUGGAACGCAGGGGAGUGGCUUUGGACAGAUGGACCGCCCUUCUGGCGUGGCCGUGACGCCGGACGGAGUCAUCGUGGUUGUUGACUUUGGGAACAAUCGGAUCCUCAAAUUCUAGGGGGAACAAACCCAAGGUUCUCUCCCUCUGUUUCACCGUUUUCUGAAGGAAACGGAGGCCAGAGAAUGAAUCAGAAAACUGGAGGAGAGCUGAAAGAGGACUUGAGAGCAGGUCGAUGAGAAGGAAAUGAGCUCACAUUCUGAUUGAUUGACCAAAGGGAAUCUACCAUAACAUUUUCCUUUCCUCUUUCUCAGCUGCUCUCAAUUCUCUGGAAGCUCUCCUCAAGAAUCCUUCUCAGGGAAUUUCUCACUUUUCUUGAACGCUGGUAAGCUCUCUGCUCCACACCUACCUCAUGUAGCUCUUUAUGAAUGUCACUGAGCAGAGGUUUAUUAGUCAAGAAGUCUACCUCUAUACUUUAUUUAAGAGAGACACAAAAAGAUUCUUUGUUUUUUCUUCUUGCACAGGAUUAAUGGAAUUCUUGCUGUGCUAUUGUUUGACUCUGAGUUAAGUGAACCUCCUGAAUGUUGUUGCUGAGACCGCUGCAUUAUUCAUUCUCAGUAGAAGGCUUUGCUCGGACACGUACACUCGUCCUUUUCUUGUUGUUGCCCAGCCAGAAAAAUCCAUAGCUCAGGUUAUAGUUGGGCUGAUAAGAACCGAGGAAGGCUUUUCAGGCCCUCCUAUUUAGCUUUACCGCCUCGCUGAUUAGAUGCGUUCUUGGAGGACCAAUCACUUUUACUGUCCUCACCACCCCGUUGCAUCUGGUCAGACUGGACCCAUGAGGCCUAAAGAUGCAGUUCUGAACCACAAGGAUGCAAAGAGUAGUAUGCAAGGGUCUCCUCGGAAAAGUGAGGAGCCAUGUGAUGCAUUUGUGGAGAUCUAUUAGUGAUCUUAACGUAGAGAUUUAAUCGUAGAGUCCAUGUCCCCCCUGAGGCAUGCUGUGUGACAAAAGCCUCAAGUCCACGGUCCGGAGGACAAAAAGAACACCACCACUUUGCAAUCCUUUGGAUGGCGUGGUGGAAUAGCCACCCCUAUAGGGCGAUUGGACCUGACCGCAAAGCCACGCCCACCCCAAUUUAUUAUAAACGCUCGGGUUAUCGCACCCGGCGCUAGUAGACCGAUCCUCUAAAGAUGGAGGUCUAUAGAGUCAACCAAAGUUAGAAUAUCUGCACAGGCCAACUAUAUAUAUAUAUAUAUAUGAAUAUAUAUCUAAAGAGAAAAGUCAGGUAGUUAAAUAAUCAUUGCUGGCAUAACUCAUGGAGUUGAUAGUGCUGUUGGAGAAAAUAAGAUCCUUUUUUCUCUCCACCUAGAGAACCAAAGAGAAGCCCAUUGCAGUAUCCGCCGAGCUCACUGCCCCGUCUUUUGUACAACAAUCCAGAACUGUAACCCAGAACGGCAGUAGCCCAGAAUGGCUUUAGCAACCCAUAACUGUUGUAACCCAAAACUGUAGUAACCCAAAACUGUAGUAGCCCAAAACUGUAGUAGCCCAUAACUGUAGUAGCCCAUAAUUGUAGUAGCCCAUAAUUGUAGUGGCCCAUAAUUGUAGUAACCCCUUAACAGCAGUAAUCCAUAACUGUAGUAGCCCAUAAUUGUAGUAGCCCCUUAACAGCAGUAGCCCAUAAUUGUAGUAGUCCAUAAUUGUAGUAGCCCAUAAUUAAAGUAGCCAAUAACUGUAGUAGCCCAUAAUUGUAGUAGCCCAUAAUUGUAGUAGCCCAUAAUUGUAGUAGCCCAUAAUUAAAGUAGCCAAUAACUGUAGUAACCCAUAAUUGUAGUAGCUCAUAAUUGUAGUAGCCCAUAAUUGUAGUAGCCCAUAAUUGUAGUAGCCCAUAAACGUGGGCUUCAAUCUGCACCCCACUUGAAGGCACUGGACAAGUGAAGUUCCAGCAAAAGAAAAUGUGGAAAUAUUCCUCUCCUCUGAGAAGGAACCAUCUGGACCUACAUUCUCCAUCAGCUAGGAAUGAAACUGUUACCUAGCACUGCCUUCAGUGUCUCUGCAGCAGUGUUACCUAGCACUGCCUUCAGUGUCUCUGCAGUAGUGUUACCUAGCACUUCCUUCAGUGUAUCUGCAGUAGUGUUACCUAGCACUUCCUUCAGUGUAUCUGCAGUAGUGUUACCUAGCACUGCCUUCAGUAUCACUGCAGUAGUGUUACCUAGCACUGCCUUAGUCCUCUUCCACUACCUCUGUGGUCACAUGACUGCUGCCUGAGGACACCACACAGGUGCUCACCCUUCCUCUGCCUCUUGGAGGUGUGUCCUCUCAUGCGGCCCACUUUCUCCAUUUGAGAGUUCACCUUUGAAGGCCACUCCACUAGUGUCCACCCGAUCAGUGGGUCUUUACCUCAACUUUUACAUUCACCUGAUCAGUGGGUCUUUACCUCAACUUUUACCUUCACCUGAUCAGUGGGUCUUUACCUCAACAUUUACCUUCACCUGAUCAGUGGGUCUUUACCUCAACAUUUACCUUCACCUGAUCAGUGGGUCUUUACCUCAACUUUUACUUUCACCUGAUCAGUGGGUCUUUACCUCAACUUUUACCUUCACCUGAUCAGUGGGUCUUUACCUCAACAUUUACCUUCACCUGAUCAGCGGGUCUUUACCUCAACUUUUACCUUCACCUGAUCAGUGGGUCUUUACCUCAACUUUUACCUUCACCUGAUCAGUGGGUCUUCACCUCAAAUUACCUCAACAUUUACCUCAAACCACUUUCGAAUACCUCAUUUUGACUUGAGUGUUGUUUCCUAUGUUCACAUACCUCAUCGGAUGUUUACACAUCACAGAUAUACCUCAUUACAUCAUACAUAAGUUGAUAUACCUCAUUACAUCAUACAUAAGUUGAUAUACCUCAUUACAUCAUACAUCACAAGUUGAUAUACCUCAUUACAUCAUACAUAAGUUGAUAUACCUCAUUACAUCAUACAUCACAAGUUGAUAUACCUCAUUACAUCAUACAUCACAAGUUGAUAUACCUCAUUCUUUUCACCGUGCAGGACCAAAGAUGGUGGCAGCGUUUUAAAAAGGCGGUGUUGUGGUCCAUCAGCAGUU
This is a messenger RNA of Nerophis lumbriciformis (worm pipefish), 6120 nucleotides long. NCBI's taxonomy places the organism in Eukaryota, Metazoa, Chordata, Actinopteri, Syngnathiformes, Syngnathidae. The record is from RefSeq and is a predicted model, not a curated record.